CCCGCCUCAGCCUCCGCCGCCGAACGAAAAGAGGAAGGCGGUACGGAUCCAAACCCUAAAAACUCCGUCCUCGCCUCCGGGAAGGUCAUCGCAUCCGCCGACGAAAGAGAUUCCAACGACGGCGACAAUGCCGAUGGUGAUCACAUCACCACGCCCAAGGCUGUGGAGAUUAUGAGGAGGAGGCUGAAGGAGAUCGAGGAGGCGGCCGUGGCUAUCCGCAAGAUCCUGCCCAAGCUGGAGAAGGAGAUGGCUGAUGUUGUUCCUGUGGGAAAUCCUUCUAGCGAUUCUGACACCCAAACUACACAAGAGGAGGUUGAUUCCCGCUCCAUUUUUGUUGGCAACGUAGACUACUACUGCACUCUGGAAGAAAUCCAACAGCAUUUCCACUCAUGUGGAACUGUGAACAGAAUAACAAUUCUGAUUGAUGAAUUUGGUCAACCCAAAGGAUUUGCAUAUGUGGAGUUUCUGGAACUUGAUGCUGUUCAGAAUGCUCUCUUGCUGAAUGAGUCGGAGCUGCAUGGUCGUAAGCUUAAGGUAUCAGCUAAAAGGACCAACUUUCCAGGAAUGAAGCAGUAUGGGGAACAAUGGCCUCCAUAUAUGGCAUUUCGUUCCGAAAGAGCAUAUAUGCCAUCUUUUGGGUUUGGCAAGGCUCCCAGGUUCAGAAGACCAAGGCGAUUCUUCAGGCCGUACUAGUGAGAUAUAGCUCACAGUGCUGCUGACCUUCAAAUACAUCAACUUUGUAUAGACAUAUACUCUCAGUUCUGUACAGCUUACUUCAUAAACUUGCAUCACCAAGGAUGAACAGUCUGAGUCUGAGCAAGCUAAUCUUUCUUUCACUUCACCUGGCCUCCUUUGUAAAAAAAGCCUUAGAAAUUAUUCAUAUCCAAUACAAGAAGUAGAUGAAUGUUAUCUGUACACUGGAAUACUAUGACUGGUGCAAAGCUACAGCAAAGAACUUGCCCUUCUCAGCGAUGGUUCUCAGAGUGGUAACAUAGAGCUAGCUCACUGAAGCAGGGAAAGAAGUUGGUGGUUUUUUCUAUUACGUCCAAUAUUUUCAGGUACCAAUAUGAUCUCUUUAUGGAUUGAUAUAUUGUUUUCAGAUGAAUGUUGCGUCAAUCUUAAGACAUUUGACAGUGAACAUUGGAACUGUUUCUUGUGUGUUUCA
Asparagus officinalis (garden asparagus) is the source of this 1165-nucleotide messenger RNA. RefSeq names its product polyadenylate-binding protein 3-like. The transcript is spliced from 6 exons. The record is from RefSeq and is a predicted model, not a curated record. Gene Ontology annotation, molecular function: RNA binding. NCBI's taxonomy places the organism in Eukaryota, Viridiplantae, Streptophyta, Magnoliopsida, Asparagales, Asparagaceae. The annotation marks the transcript as partial.